Messenger RNA from Micropterus dolomieu (smallmouth bass), 3493 nucleotides. It is a transcript of the gene rhbdl1, whose product is annotated as rhomboid, veinlet-like 1 (Drosophila). The transcript has 8 exons. The record is from RefSeq and is a predicted model, not a curated record. Gene Ontology annotation, molecular function: serine-type endopeptidase activity. Bases 723 to 1832 code for a protein of 369 amino acids. Lineage: Eukaryota; Metazoa; Chordata; Actinopteri; Centrarchiformes; Centrarchidae. Gene Ontology annotation, cellular component: membrane.
GGUAUGCAGGAGGCGCAGUGUGUGUAUGAGGAGAGGGAAGAGAGAGAGAGAGAGAGGUAGCAGUCAGUGCAAUGGGAUAGAGGAGAGCGAGGAGUAGGAGGAGAGUGAAUGAGAGCUGUUGGAUCUGCUGUGCCUGCGUGCCUGCCUGUCGUCUGCUGAAGCUGGGGUUUGCUGCCACGCUGCGCUGGCACAGAGCAGAGUCACGGCCCAUUUGCACCACCGUCCUCCCUCUCAGCACCAACACAGCACCGGUUGUUAACUCCAGCGACACCACCAGCAAGGCAAACCAAGGACAGAGCUCACCAGGCUUUCACCAUCAUCAAAGGGGGCACUCUGCAGCUACAAAGGGGCCUGACGCUACAAUUUAGGAACCAGCUGCUACCUCAUCCAAAUCCCCCUCCACCUUAUCCCAUCCUUACCAACACCCCCGCCACUCCUCUCUUGCUCCUCCCUAUGCCCUUGUCCUCGGCGGCUCCUCUCACCUCCCUGGCCAGUAUAUGGAUAGAAGCUCCCUGUUUCAGCUCAUACAAGAGCAGGUAAGCGAGCGAAGCAAGCAGCGGCAGAGGUUUCUAUGGUUACAGGCUCCUGGCCACCUCGCCGUCUACCCAGGGAUUGAGACGUGGAGGCUGGGGGUGAGAGCUGAUGUGAGGAUUGAUAGCAGGGGCUGUUUUUUUGCACGGGCAAACAUGAGAGCGUGAGACAACACGACGGAUGCAAGCAUCAUGGAGCCAUGUGGGCCUCGAGAAUGUGAGCUGGACCCAGAAAACACCGGUUUCAUCGCAGUGGAGAACUUCACCAGCUUGGUGGAGCACCAUGAGCUGCAGCUGGACCCGUCCAAGCUGGACAUGCUGUUAGCGCUGGUCCAGAGCAAUGAAGAGGGGCAGGUGUGCUACCAGGAGCUCAUCGAGCUGAUGAACAGUAAGCGCUCCAGCAGUUUCCGACGAGCCAUUGCCAAUGGCCGCCGCACACUGCAGCGGGAGAUCCUGCUGGAUGAGACGGGGCUGGGUCUGUACAAGCGUUUUGUUCGCUAUGUGGCGUACGAGAUCCUGCCCUGCGAGACGGACCGACGCUGGUACUUCCACCAGAACCGCCUGUGUCCCCCACCUGUCUUCAUCGCCAUUGUCACCAUAGUACAGAUUAUCGUGUUCAUGUGCUAUGGCAUCAUGCUAAACAAGUGGGUACUGCAGACCUAUCAGCCUGACUUCAUGAAGAGCCCCCUGGUCUACCAUCCUGGCCACCGUGCACAAGUGUGGCGCUUCUUCAGCUACAUGUUCAUGCACGUUGGUUUGGAGCAGCUGGGGUUCAAUGCUUUACUGCAGCUGAUGAUUGGCGUUCCUUUGGAGAUGGUCCAUGGCAUUUUACGAAUAAGUCUGCUUUACAUGGCAGGAGUGCUGGCUGGCUCGCUGACGGUGUCCAUCACCGACAUGCGUGCUCCAGUCGUGGGGGGCUCCGGGGGGGUCUACGCUCUGUGCUCAGCGCAUCUGGCCAACGUUGUCAUGAACUGGGCCGGGAUGCGGUGUCCGUACAAGCUGCUCCGCAUGAUCCUGGCGCUAGUUUGCAUGAGUUCAGAGGUGGGUCGUGCUGUUUGGCUCCGCUUCUCACCACCGCUGCCCUCCUCGGGGCCCCAGCCGAGCUUCAUGGCACACCUGUCAGGGGCCGUGGUCGGUAUCAGCAUGGGGUUGCUGAUUCUCCGCAGCUACGAGGAGAGUCUGCAGAAACAGUGCUCCUGGUGGGUCAUCGUCUUCUCCUUCAUCACCUUCCUCCUCUUCGCCAUCUUCUGGAACAUAUUUGCAUAUGAGCUGCUGGGGGUGCAGAUACCACCUCCUCCCUGAUGAAGGCCCUCCUCCACAUACACUGACUCCAACCCUGCUCCAAACAAAGGCUUUGACCAUAGUUAACUUUCCCAUUUCCUCUCAAGUUAGACCCAAAUGAAAUGAUAUGAAAUCAUUCAAAACUAAAAUUGACCAAGAAUUCUUUUUUACAGAUACUUUGCAAAUCAAAGAAAUAUGUCUCUUUUAUUAAAGAGGGAUUACAGUAGCAACAAGUACAGGUGAAAGCUCCUCAGAUCAAUUUUGAGGAGCAUUAUAUCUUUUUAUAUAUACGUUGAAAUCUCAUCUACAUUACCAGCACUAACCUAUCAGUGAGCAUUUAGCCAUUGUGCUCUUUUUUUCAGAGGCUUUUUGAAAAGCUGUUUCAUCGGUCGAUUCUGAGUGCAUCUUUAAAAUGUGUAAAGACCUCAAGUACGAAGAAUCUGAGUUCAUGACACGUGCCUCUGGUGAAAAGAAAUUUAAGGGAGGCAGGAGUGUGUAUUGCAGCAGUGACAAUGCUGGCAAAACGCUAAGAGAAAUGUUCUGUCUUUCAGUAAAGGCCAGCGAUCAGGAUCAGCUGCAGGGAUGCCCCUUAAACCAACAGAGUUUCAGUGUUUUGCUUAAAGGCACCUAAGCAGAGUAGACACCUGAAUCUGACUCCUUUGGCUGUGCCACAAAUCAGAGCUGCAGGAGAAGAUUUAAUGAAGGAUUUCAGGAAGAGCAUGUUUAUUUCUGGGGGCAGCAAUAAAAAAAACCCACAGGAGCACUGUUGAAACAUGAUUGUUAAGAUUUUUUUAAAUUUCACAGCCCCGCUGUUACUCACAGGGGUUACUGUGGCUUUUUGCAAAAUUGAAAAAUAUCAACUAACCAAACAUUUAUCAUAAGCUGAUAAGACAAGACAUCAGUCAGAUUUGUUGCCCCCAGGUGCAGAUGGAAUAAGAGACCCUGUCCCAGAGCAGUUGCAGGAAGAAUGGAGGAAAACGUUUUAAAUGCAAGAUUUCAGGCACAUUUCAUGUGGAUUCUGUCAUCCUCAACAAGUACCUUAAAGUUAGAGGCAUUGCUGUCAUUUUCACUUCAUAAGACGACAUCAGUUUUCCUAUGUUAUUUCCAUGACAUUAUACCUACACUGUGGAUACAGAAACAUAGCUCACACAACAUGGACAUGGAGAUGGGAAAUGAAUGUGACCACGUGACAGGAGAGCAAAGAAAAAGAAGUUCAUGAAAAAAUGACAGCUGUAGUUUUUCCUGGAUGGUCAUUUCUUAAGUGAGCAAACGCCUCCUGUUGUCAAAUGCUAACCACCAACUUGUUAGGCGCACCGUGUAAAAUAUGCCAUGUCAUGCUCUGUGGCUCUCAGCGAGACAAGGACACACACACAGACACACUUCUCGUCUUUGUCUUUGAGAGCAGCAAUUGCCUGAUUCUGUAAGUCAACGUGGACAAACCGCAGAGAAGAAGACCACACACACACACACACACACAAACAUAAUGGCCUCUGCCUGUUCUCGCUCUGACAGACUGAACUGGGGAGGGCGCGGAUGUGUCAUCACCUGACCUCUGACCUUCGUGUCCCAGAGGGCAUUGGGGUCUCUCUGUCAGGCCCAGUCUAUACCUCAGUUUCUCAUUCUUAGGGACUGUAUACUUUUGUAAAGGAAUGUACCUAUAAUGAAAAAAAAAAAGAGUGUUA